CCGGGGAGUGCCCGCCGCGCCCGGCCCCCUCGCCCGCCCGCAGCGCCUGUGUGCACUUUCGCGGAGCGACUAAUCCCCCGAGAGAGCCGAUUUGUAGUGAGGAGUAUCUGUAGGGGGCGAGGCCGGCCCAUGUGGGGUUGUGUCAUUGGUUUGCAAAGAGAGACCCCGCCUUUGACCAAAAAAAAAAAAAAAAAAAAAAAGCAAAAAAAAAAAAAAGCGAGGAGUGAGCGAGCGGCGACCCUCACCUCUCCUCCCGCCACGCUCUGCGCGGCCGGCGGGCACCGGGAGACGCGGCCAGCGACGCUUCUUUCCCUUUCCUUUUCUCUCCGUUUUCCUCCUUCCUCGGAGGAGAAAACAAAUAAAGAAGAGCAAAUAGCCGGGAGGCGCUCGGCUUCUAGGACCCUCCCUCCCCCGAUCCAAGUUGGAAUUAGCAUCCUCUUGGGGGUGGCCCGGGAGCGGCCCGAGGAGCCGGCAGCGGCCCGAGGAGCGAGUGACCGAGCUGGGAGCCAUGCCGCGCUGAGGGGGGGCCGCCCAGCCGCCGCCACCGCCACCGCUGCCGGGUGGGGUGGGAGGGGCGGGAGCCGCCGCCGCCGCCGCCGCCUCCCGGGUGGGCGCCCUUAGCUGUGGACGCCGGUGGCCCGGGACGAGGCCGUAGUGCGGGGUCCGAUCCGGGCGGCGCACACCCUCGGGGGCGUCCGACGCCGGGACCAGAGGGGGCCCGAACCCUCGGCGGAGCUCGGAGCAGAGCCAGGUGCUGUCCGGCACGUGCCUCAGCCAUCUCCAGCGACGGGUUUCAUCGCCUUAAAUGGUUUUGAACCAAUGAAACUGGAUUCCCUUAAAAAGACGGACAGCCUGUCGUGGGAACUAUAGAGUUUGUGGACAGAUUUAUAUCGGGUUCAUAGUGGCGCAAUGCCCGCAGACUCCUGCCCGUUCCCCUAAGUUCUUAGAGGACCGCUUUGCCUUUUGAAUCAGAGUUGCAAAGUUCGAUAAAGAAUGGCCCUUGUGGAUAAGCACAAAGUCAAGCGACAGCGAUUGGACAGAAUUUGUGAAGGUAUCCGCCCCCAGAUCAUGAACGGCCCCCUGCACCCCCGCCCUCUGGUGGCACUGCUCGACGGCAGAGACUGCACCGUGGAGAUGCCCAUCCUGAAGGACCUGGCCACCGUGGCCUUCUGUGACGCACAGUCCACUCAGGAGAUCCAUGAGAAGGUCCUGAACGAGGCUGUGGGUGCCAUGAUGUACCACACCAUCACGCUCACCCGGGAGGAUUUGGAGAAGUUCAAGGCCCUGCGAGUGAUCGUGCGCAUAGGCAGCGGCUAUGACAACGUCGACAUCAAGGCCGCCGGCGAGCUCGGGAUCGCCGUGUGCAACAUCCCGUCUGCGGCAGUGGAAGAGACGGCGGAUUCCACCAUCUGUCACAUCCUCAACCUGUACCGGCGGAACACGUGGCUGUACCAGGCGCUGCGGGAAGGCACGCGGGUGCAGAGCGUCGAGCAGAUCCGGGAGGUGGCCUCGGGAGCAGCCCGCAUCCGCGGGGAGACGCUGGGCCUCAUCGGCUUCGGUCGCACGGGGCAGGCGGUUGCUGUUCGAGCCAAGGCCUUUGGAUUCAGCAUCGUAUUUUAUGACCCCUACUUGCAGGAUGGGAUAGAGCGAUCCCUGGGCGUGCAGAGGGUCUACACCCUGCAGGACUUACUGUACCAGAGUGACUGUGUCUCCUUGCACUGUAAUCUCAAUGAACAUAACCACCACCUCAUCAAUGACUUUACUAUAAAACAGAUGAGGCAAGGAGCAUUCCUAGUGAAUGCAGCCCGCGGCGGACUGGUGGAUGAGAAAGCCUUAGCCCAAGCUCUCAAGGAAGGCAGGAUACGAGGGGCGGCCCUCGACGUGCACGAAUCGGAGCCUUUCAGCUUUGCUCAGGGUCCCUUGAAAGAUGCACCCAAUCUCAUCUGUACACCCCACACAGCCUGGUAUAGCGAGCAAGCCUCGCUAGAAAUGAGGGAGGCAGCUGCCACCGAGAUCCGCCGGGCCAUCACAGGUCGCAUCCCAGAAAGUUUAAGAAACUGUGUGAACAAGGAAUUCUUUGUCACAACAGCUCCCUGGUCAGUGAUCGAUCAGCAAACAAUUCAUCCGGAGCUCAAUGGCGCCACAUACAGGUACCCGCCGGGCAUCGUGGGCGUGGCUCCAGGCGGACUUCCUGCGGCCAUGGAGGGGAUCAUCCCUGGAGGCAUCCCCGUGACCCACAACCUCCCCACAGUGGCACACCCUUCCCAAGCUCCCUCUCCCAACCAGCCCACAAAACACGGGGACAAUCGGGAGCACCCCAAUGAGCAAUAGCAGAGUGACAGUGACACACAGUAAUCCUUCAGAUAAACCUGGGACCAAGAGAUAGUGAGAAAUAGUUGAACUAAAAGGAAAGGAAUUUGACAGUCUUUCUAACUGACUCUGGACGUACGCAUCAUUGACGUUGCAGUGUUAAAACUACAAAGAGCUAGAAACCAAGACGUGGGAAAACUGAAGAUGUGGUCUGCUUACGGAAGCGCUGAAAGAGUAGGAUGAGAUUUAUUAACGACCAACUUCUGUUAUUGUGUGUUAAGUUUUUCAUCUGUGCAUCAAAUCACAAAGAAUAAAUAGAUCUUUUUCCUUUAUCAAUCCCUUGGGCACAGCAGGUCCUGAACACCUUGCUCUAGAAUGUUGCAUCAAGAGUUCCAAACAUCAAAAUAAAAAAAUAUUAAGAGGAAAUCCCCAUCCUAUGACUCUAGUCCCUUCGGUCCAUGGGGGCUGGUUACCUCUUCUGCUAAGAGGAAGAUUCCAUUACUCCAAAAUGGGGAGAAAACUGUUCGCCUGUUAGCCAACUGCACGCCUAGGACUGAAGACAAUAUGGGCUCCAGUGCGGAGAAGCCUCCCCGCCUGACUGCACACUGCGGGCAAGUUGGUUGUGGAUUCAGUAAUACCCUCUGAUGAUGCAAAAAAAGAAAAGAAAAAAGUAUUAAGUUUCACAAGCUGUUUGUACUCAAAUAUAUUUUCUCAGUUUCAGAUCCUCAGCUAUUUUAUUGAGUGGAAAGUCUUGAACUGAAAGGUUCAAGAAUAAUAAUGUUGCAUUUCCUUAUGUCUCAGGAAACACUUUUUAUGGUAACUUGUCAGAUUGUCUAUGAACCCACUUUUUUAGACAUUGAUAAAGUCUUCUCUUCACGUGAUAUUUUAUACAAGAACACUUCAGGCGUGUUAUUAGAUGUGACUGAUUUUAACAAAUCCUAUUAGAUUUGUAUCAACUAGUUACACGUUAUAUUCAUAGUCUUUUGUGAAUCAUCGCCUUUUUGUUUAAAAGAUGGCCUAUUUUGAGCCUUUGUAUAGGUACAUUCCUGUUUUUGUGACAAAAAAAAAAACUUUUAAAACUGUCCCAAACAAAAAUAAUGGCUAUCAGAAAUGUUUUGUUUUAGUGUGAGUUACCGUUACUGUAUUUGUUUAUUGUAAAGGUGGACAUUUAGCGUUCAGUGCAGUUUUCAAUAAAAAGUAAUAAAAAUUU
This is a messenger RNA of Manis pentadactyla (Chinese pangolin), 3520 nucleotides long. RefSeq names its product C-terminal binding protein 2 (gene CTBP2). Lineage: Eukaryota; Metazoa; Chordata; Mammalia; Pholidota; Manidae. Gene Ontology annotation, molecular function: oxidoreductase activity, acting on the CH-OH group of donors, NAD or NADP as acceptor; NAD binding; transcription corepressor activity. Bases 994 to 2331 code for a protein of 445 amino acids. The record is from RefSeq and is a predicted model, not a curated record. The transcript is spliced from 13 exons.